Helobdella robusta is the source of this 1786-nucleotide messenger RNA. RefSeq lists its product as hypothetical. Gene Ontology annotation, molecular function: ATP hydrolysis activity; ATP binding. The transcript is spliced from 13 exons. The record is from RefSeq and is a predicted model, not a curated record. Bases 1 to 1590 code for a protein of 529 amino acids. NCBI's taxonomy places the organism in Eukaryota, Metazoa, Annelida, Clitellata, Rhynchobdellida, Glossiphoniidae.
AUGCCCAUCACUGGUAACAAUUCUAAUGAAGAUGAAAGCGCUAUUGAGGAUUUGUAUGCUGCAUCACGUUACAGAGCAGUAACCGGUGUACUGGGCUCUCAUGCAGAAAGUCGAGAUCUACAAAUUAUCAAUUUAUCAAUUACAUUUCAUGGAGCAGAAUUGCUUACAGAUACUAAAUUGGAAUUGAACAAUGGCAGGAGAUAUGGCUUGAUUGGACUAAAUGGAUGUGGCAAGUCGUCGUUGAUGUCUGCCAUAGGAAACAGGGAACUACCAAUCCCUGACCACAUUGACAUAUUCCACCUUCAAAGGGAAAUGGCUCCAAGCGACAAGACUGCUCUCCAGUGCGUUAUGGAAGUUGAAGAGGAAAGAGUUAGAUUGGAGCAUGAAGCUGAACAUUUCUUAAUUCUGAAGGUGAAGAACUUCUCAGGUGGAUGGCGCAUGAGGAUUGCCCUGGCGAGGGCUCUUUAUAUCAAACCUGCAUUAAUGCUUUUGGACGAGCCAACGAACCAUCUGGAUCUGGAAGCUUGUGUUUGGCUUGAACAGUACUUGACCUCGUACAAGAGGAUUCUGGUCAUAAUCUCACACUCGCAGGACUUCUUGAAUGGCGUUUGCACAAAUAUUAUAAACAUGCACCUGAAGAAGCUGCAAUAUUACGGGGGUAACUAUGAUACAUAUAUUCAAACGAGAUUUGAGUUGGAGGAAAAUCAAAUGAAGAAGUUUAAAUGGGAGCAAGAUCAAAUUGCACACAUGAAGAACUACAUUGCACGAUUUGGUCAUGGCAGUGCCAAAUUGGCCAGACAGGCUAAAAGUAAAGAAAAAACGUUGCAGAGAAUGGUGGAAGGAGGACUUACUGAUAAAGUUUCAUAUGAUAAGACACUGAGUUUUUAUUUCAUGGAUUGUGGACAAAUACCUCCGCCAGUCAUCCAAGUGCAACAUGUCAGCUUCAGAUAUAAAGACGAUGGGCCUUUGAUAUACAAGAACCUUGAUUUCGGUCUAGAUUUAGACACAAGGAUUGCCUUGGUAGGACCUAAUGGUGCAGGCAAAUCGACACUCUUGAAACUUAUUGCAGGAGAGCACCACCCAUGUUCUGGUCUGAUACGUAGACAUUCUCAUUUGAAGAUUGGCAGAUAUCAUCAGCACUUGCACGAGAUCCUCGACCUGAACAUGUCAGCGUUGGAUUGGAUGAUGAAAUGCUACCCAGAUAUGAAGGAGAGAGAAGAGAUGAGAAGGAUCAUAGGUAGAUACGGUCUCUCAGGCCAACAGCAAACGUCUCCCCUGAAAAAUCUGUCUGAUGGUCAGAGGUGCAGGGUGAUAUUUGCUUGGCUGGCGUGGCAGAGACCUCAUUUGCUGCUCUUGGAUGAACCGACCAACCACUUGGACAUGGAGACGAUUGAUGCUCUUGCUGAAGCUAUCAAUGAUUUCGAAGGCGGCAUGAUGCUCGUCAGUCACGACUUCAGGCUCAUUUCACAGGUUGCUGAAGAAAUUUGGAUUUGCAAAGAUCAGAAAGUUACCAAAUGGGAAGGUGAUAUUUUUAGUUACAAAAAUUCUCUGAUCAAUGCACUGGAAAAGACGAAAAGCAAAACCAAAUAAAUUGUUUAUAAAUUUUUUAGGCAAUAAUUUAAUUUUGAAUGCUUUAAAUGUUUUUAUUUUCAUUCAUUUUUUGGUUUCUCUUCAUAGGAAAUUUUACUAGGAAUGGUUGUCGAUAUUUUGUUUUUAAUAAUUAACAAAAUGUAAUCAUUUCAAUUUUCCAGUAUGACGAUGUUGAGAAAUAAAAUUUAUUACAAAA